This is a messenger RNA of Erigeron canadensis, 1271 nucleotides long. Its product is annotated as probable protein phosphatase 2C 34. The coding region runs from base 151 to 1251 and encodes 366 amino acids. Gene Ontology annotation, molecular function: protein serine/threonine phosphatase activity. Gene Ontology annotation, biological process: protein dephosphorylation. Lineage: Eukaryota; Viridiplantae; Streptophyta; Magnoliopsida; Asterales; Asteraceae. The record is from RefSeq and is a predicted model, not a curated record. The transcript has 6 exons.
AUGUACAUCUUUUUUUCUCUUUAACCCACAAAACAAACCCAUAUGAUUGAUGCAUUACACAUUUCAACCCACUCACCGGAACUAUCUCAUCUUUCCGGCCACCCCCUCUAUUUCUUGCAUACUAUCACUACACCAAUUAAGGAGUGAAUAAUGGGGCAUUUUUCGUCCAUGUUAGAUGGACUAGCAAGGACGUUUACGACGUCAAAAAGACGGACAAAUUCUAGUCAAUGUGGAGGAAAAGAAGCUGCAGAAGCCAUGGCAAAAGAUGCAAAGAAGAAUGAAAUGCUCUUAAGAUCUUCUGGUACAGUUAGUGUGAACGGAUCGAAUAAUUUUGCUUCUGUUUGCUCCAAAAAAGGCGAAAAAGGUGUGAAUCAAGAUUGUUGCAUUGUUUGGGAGGAAUUUGGGUGCCAAGAGGACUUAAUGUUUUGUGGGGUUUUUGAUGGUCAUGGUCCAUGGGGACAUUACGUUGCUAAGCGAGUUUGUAACUCAAUGGCAUCAUCGUUGCUUUGUAAUUGGCAAGAGAUGCUAGUUAAAGGUUCUUCAGUUGAUGAGGUUAAUGAAAAGGUUGAUAGAUUUAGUCUAUGGCAGCAUUCUUUUAUAAAGACUUGUGCUGAUGUUGAUCAAGAUUUAGUGAGAUACCGCAAAAUUGAUUCUGUUCAUAGUGGAACCACUGCAUUGACAGCCAUUAGACAGGGUGAUCAUCUUGUGGUAGCAAAUGUUGGAGAUUCUCGUGCAGUUCUAGCUACGGUUACUGAUGAUGGUUGUUUGGUACCGGUACAACUUACCGUUGAUUUUAAGCCAAAUCUACCUGAGGAGGCUGAACGGAUAAUGGAGUGCAAUGGGCGCGUGUUUUGCUUAGAGGACGAGCCUGGUUUGCACCGUAUAUGGCUGCCAAAUGAGGAAUCACCUGGUCUGGCUAUGUCACGAGCAUUUGGGGAUUAUUGUUUAAAAAAUUUUGGGCUAAUCUCUGUUCCUGAAGUUAUACAACGGCAUAUAACUAGCAGAGACCAUUUUAUGGUUCUUGCUUCUGAUGGGGUGUGGGAUGUUGUUUCAAAUGAAGAAGCAGUAGAGAUUGUGUCAUCGACAGCAGACCAGGCCAAAGCGGCCAAACGGUUAGUGGACUAUGCAGUCCGAGCAUGGAAACGCAAGAGGAAAACAAUUGCAGCAGAUGAUAUGUCAGCUGUUUGUAUCUUUUUUCAUAAUAAUGGUCCCUCGUCUCACCAAAUUCAUUCUGUAGCUACUCCAAAAUAAAAAUCUUCAAAGUUCUCUUA